AUGGAAGAAAUAUUAAAUAAUUAUCCUAAUGUUUAUCAACUUAACAAAUAUAAAAAAGAAAAUACUAAAUUUAUUAAUGAUUAUAAAGUUAUUAGAACAUUAAGUCAAGGAAAAUUAAAUAAAAUAAUAUUAUGUGAAAAAGAUAAUAAGUUAUAUGUACUUAAAAAAUACAAUAAAAAAUGGCUAGAAAAAAAAAGAGAUUUUUACAAAAAUACUAAUAAUGAGGUUAUUUUAAAAUCGAAAUUUGAUGAUUUAAAAACAGAAUUAAAGAUAUUAAUUGAUAUAAAUAAUGAAUAUUGUUUAAGUUGUGAAAAAAUUAUAACAGAUUAUAAUAAGAUUUAUGUUUUAAAUGAAUAUAUGGAAAACGAGAGUAUAUUAAAAUAUGAUGAAUUUUUUUUUGUUUUAGAUAAAGAAGAAUCAUUUUUUAUUCCACUAGCUGUUAUAAAAUGUAUAAUUAAAAAUAUUUUAAAAUCUUUUCUUUAUCUUCAUAAAAAAAAAAAUAUUUGUCAUAGAGAUAUUAAACCAUCUAACAUUUUAUUAAGUAAAAAUGGGAAAAUUAAAUUAUGUGAUUAUGGUGAAUCACAAUAUAUGACUGAUAAAAAAAUCAGAGGAACAAAAGGUACUUAUGAAUUUAUGCCUCCUGAAUUUUUUUCUAAAGAAUCUUAUUAUGAUGGUGAAAAAGUUGACAUAUGGAGUUUAGGAAUUUGCUUAUAUGCUUUAUUUUAUCGUGUUUUACCUUUUAAUUCUAAAAAUUCAUUAAUUCAAUUAUUUAAUGAUAUAGGAAAGGCAGAAAUUGAAUAUCAUAAAGAUAGGAAUUAUUUUUUAUUUCAAAUUACGAAAAAAAAAUGUAAUUGCUCUAAUAAUUUUUUAACAAGUGAAGAUAUUAAUUUUUUGAAAUGUUUUUUAAAAAAAAAUCCAAAUGAACGACAUACUUCUGAACAAGCAUUAAAAAAUAAUUGGUUGAAUGAUGUAAAUUACAAAUAUAUAGAAGAUUAUGCUGAAGAAAUUUAUAAAAGAAAAAUAAAUCAUAGUUUUGAAUAA
This is a messenger RNA of Plasmodium gallinaceum, 1041 nucleotides long. RefSeq names its product protein kinase 7, putative (gene PK7). Gene Ontology annotation, molecular function: ATP binding; protein serine/threonine kinase activity. NCBI's taxonomy places the organism in Eukaryota, Apicomplexa, Aconoidasida, Haemosporida, Plasmodiidae. The transcript has 4 exons. The record is from RefSeq and is a predicted model, not a curated record. The coding region runs from base 1 to 1041 and encodes 346 amino acids. Gene Ontology annotation, cellular component: cytoplasm. Gene Ontology annotation, biological process: protein phosphorylation.